UGACAAGGUGGCGGCGCGCUCGGAGGCGCCGCAUUCUAGGCGCAGCCAUCGCUCCCGGAACGUACGGUGGCCGAGACCUUACGGACUCGAUGGUUAAGAUGGCGGCGCCUGGGCGACAGCGGCGGAUCUAGGUGGGCGACCCUAUUUGUUCCCUGCUCAGCGGUCGUCCCGGGCGUGAGGAACCAGAGUGCGGUGCCGCGGAGGCGGGCCCGGGAGCGGAAGUGGUUGUGGGCGCCUCUGCCACCGCCGCGGACGCUGCCCGGGGGCUCACUCGGAUCCGCGGGUCCCUGCCCGGGGUCCGGAGCGGGUACGCCGUGAGCGCAGAGAUGGAAGGAGAUGGUUCCGACCUGGAGCCCCCAGAUGCUGGGGAGGACAGCAAGUCUGAGAAUGGGGAGAACGCUCCCAUCUACUGCAUCUGCCGCAAACCGGACAUCAACUGCUUCAUGAUUGGCUGUGAUAACUGCAAUGAGUGGUUCCAUGGGGACUGCAUCCGGAUCACUGAGAAGAUGGCCAAGGCCAUCCGCGAAUGGUACUGUCGGGAGUGCCGAGAGAAGGAUCCGAAGUUGGAGAUUCGUUAUCGGCACAAAAAGUCCCGGGAGCGAGAUGGCAGUGAGCGGGACGGCAGUGAGCCCCGGGAUGAGGGAGGAGGGCGCAAGAGGCCUGCUUCAGAUCCAGACCUGCAGCGCCGGGCAGGGUCAGGGACAGGGGUUGGGACCAUGCUUGCUCGGGGCUCUGCUUCGCCCCACAAAUCUUCUCCACAGCCCUUGGUGGCCACACCUAGCCAGCAUCACCAGCAGCAGCAGCAGAUCAAACGGUCAGCCCGAAUGUGUGGUGAGUGUGAGGCGUGCCGGCGCACCGAGGACUGUGGCCACUGCGACUUCUGCCGUGACAUGAAGAAGUUUGGGGGCCCCAACAAGAUCCGGCAGAAAUGCCGGCUUCGUCAGUGUCAGCUGCGGGCACGGGAAUCGUACAAGUACUUCCCUUCCUCGCUCUCGCCGGUGACGCCCUCAGAGGCCCUGCCAAGGCCCCGCCGGCCACCACCCACUCAACAGCAGCCGCAGCCAUCGCAGAAGCUGGGGCGCAUCCGUGAAGAUGAGGGGACAGUGUUGUCAUCGGUGGUUAAGGAGCUACCAGAGGCUACAGCCACACCGGAGCCCCUUUCAGAUGAGGACCUGGCACUGGACCCUGAUCUCUACCAGGACUUCUGCGCGGGGGCCUUUGAUGACCACGGCCUACCCUGGAUGAGUGACACAGAAGAGUCCCCCUUCAUGGACCCUGCCCUGAGGAAACGGGCAGUCAAAGUGAAGCACGUGAAACGUCGCGAGAAGAAGUCUGAAAAGAAGAAGGAGGAGAGAUAUAAACGGCAUCGACAGAAGCAGAAGCAUAAAGACAAAUGGAAACACCCAGAAAGGGCUGAUGCCAAGGACCCUGCAUCACUACCGCAGUGCCUGGGGCCUGGCUGUGUGCGUGCUGCCCAGCCUGGUUCCAAGUAUUGUUCAGAUGACUGUGGCAUGAAGCUGGCAGCCAACCGCAUCUAUGAGAUCCUCCCCCAGCGCAUCCAGCAGUGGCAGCAAAGCCCCUGCAUUGCCGAAGAGCAUGGCAAGAAGCUCCUUGAACGCAUCCGCCGUGAGCAGCAGAGUGCCCGCACCCGUCUCCAAGAGAUGGAGCGCAGGUUCCACGAGCUUGAGGCCAUCAUUCUUCGAGCUAAGCAACAGGCUGUGCGUGAGGACGAGGAGAACAACGAGAAUGACAGCGACGACACAGACCUGCAGAUCUUCUGCGUCUCCUGUGGGCAUCCCAUCAACCCACGUGUUGCCUUGCGCCACAUGGAGCGUUGCUAUGCCAAGUAUGAAAGCCAGACAUCCUUUGGGUCCAUGUACCCCACACGCAUUGAAGGGGCUACCCGACUCUUCUGUGAUGUCUACAAUCCCCAGAGCAAAACGUACUGUAAGCGGCUCCAGGUGCUAUGUCCUGAGCACUCACGGGACCCCAAAGUGCCAGCUGAUGAGGUCUGUGGGUGUCCACUUGUACGUGAUGUCUUUGAGCUCACGGGCGACUUCUGCCGCCUGCCCAAGCGCCAAUGCAAUCGCCAUUAUUGCUGGGAGAAGCUUCGGCGUGCAGAAGUGGACUUGGAACGUGUUCGGGUGUGGUACAAGCUGGACGAGCUGUUUGAGCAGGAACGGAAUGUUCGCACAGCCAUGACCAACCGAGCAGGAUUACUUGCCCUGAUGCUGCACCAAACAAUCCAACAUGACCCACUCACUACUGACCUUCGAUCUAGUGCUGACCGCUGAGUUUCACCAGCCCAGAGCCCGUCAACCCUGCCUUCCAGUUAGGGGAGUGGCCCUGCAUCGCCAGCUUUCUGUUCCUCCAUUCAUCUGUUAUUCAUCUGUUUUGUCCUGUGCCCAUCUCUUUCCAGCUUGCAUUUGUUCUUAUUAAAGGGCCUCUGAUGUCCCUUGUCUGUCCCUCUCCAUAUUCAGUGCUGGGGUGAGACUGUAGUUUACUCACCUUUGCCUAUUCCCAUCCCCUAAACAAACCGGUUUUGUUAAUAAAAUCUUGAACAACCAACAGGGAUAUCUCUUGAUAGUCUCUAUUCUUCUAUUUUCAGUUGUGGUCCCGACCCCUGGACGAGAUAGAGGUGGCAUAACUGUACUCAGGAGGGACCUGGAAAUGUGCGGGCUGGGAUAUUCAGUGGACUCAUCGUGUGCUCCCUUAGACUGUACUCAGGCCUGUAUCAUGGUAUAGUGGUAUCCUUUCAGCUUUAAAUGUGAGCGUGUGUGUGUGAGACAGAUAGACCCGGACCGCCUUUGGGCCAGGACAUACUGUCUUUAGACCAGAGGUCAUGCACUCAGGUUGCCUUCUCCCAAAGACUAGGGGGAUGUGUCUUCACCAAGAGCCCUACCCAAAAGAGACACAGAAUAUGCCAUUCAACAAGAGUCCUUUAUUUGUAGGCAUUUGUAACAUGCUCAUACCAAAAAGACUUUUCAACCCCAGAGAGAAAUGGGAUCCGGUUUACAAAGCCUGAACUACAGUUACAAUAUACCAGGGACAGGCCAUGGCAGAAGUUUCAACAGUUUCUGCUAAAAGAUUCAAAUGCUUUAGUUGAUUAAAACAAUGGACUCCCUAAAAGUACAGGCAUGGCUAAAUUAGAAUGUUCUAAGCCGGAUAUGGUUAGCUGGAGAAGGGAGUCAACUAAAGUAAAAUGUUCUCUAAGUUAGCUGUGGGGACAAUUGGUUUUGGUGGCAUCCAUUGGUUAAUGGAGGAGCUUUGCUCCUCAUUAUAUUCUAUAACAUACAAUCAGAGGCUCCAGGUGGACCCAUCUCCCCUGAAAUAGUUAAGGAGCUGUUGUACCCAAAGGAAGAAAACUAUGCUGGAUAGUUUUAUCGUUGCAACCAAAGUCCAGUUCCCCAAAAUAUCACCACAAGAUUGAAUCUGAUUCAAAAGUUUAGAGCCUUUAUUAACUCGGGUCAACAGCAGCAGCAGAGCAGGAGAAACCCAAGUGCUGCAUGGAGGGGGGUUUUGGCAUUGGCUGCCCCCAUGGGUUGAGGGGACUGCCUACUUCUGAUUGGUUCCUCCUAUAAGGUGGAGGAGCCCUUGAUAACAAGGUCAGAGAGAGGUCAUGCCUCUAGACUAGAUGGUACUAUUUUGCUACUCAGGGAUUGGUUGGUUUCGUGUCAAGGACAGAGGUGGCUCUGAUUUCAGGGCCAAAGUGUGUUUCUUUCUCUGAUCAUUUUUAUCUUUUAGGCUCUAAUUUUAGAGCCAGGACGAAUUUAACAGGUUCUGAUUCUAGAGGCAAAGAGUAUUCCUUUGGCUCUGGCCUCAGGGUCAGGGUGUUUUUCUAUGGUUCUGGGUUCAGGGAUAAAGUAUUUCUUUUGCUGGCUCAGGUCCCAGAUCCAGGGUGUGUUUCUUUCACUGGCUCUGGGUUCAGAGUCAGGGCAUUCAGAAAUUAUGCUAUGGCUAAAUGGCUACAGAUCUACUGGGGCCUGGGCCUCUCAUUAUGUCAACUUGACAUGGACUAGAGUUAUUUGAGAGGAGAGAGGUUGAGUUGAGAAAAUUUUCCAUAAGAUAGGACUGUAGGCAAGUGUGUAGGGAAUUUUCUUAAUUGUUGAUUGAUGGGGAAGUGUCCAGCCCAUUGUGGAUGAG
Messenger RNA from Microtus ochrogaster (prairie vole), 4143 nucleotides. RefSeq names its product CXXC-type zinc finger protein 1. Gene Ontology annotation, biological process: positive regulation of DNA-templated transcription. Gene Ontology annotation, cellular component: Set1C/COMPASS complex. The record is from RefSeq and is a predicted model, not a curated record. Gene Ontology annotation, molecular function: DNA binding; zinc ion binding. Lineage: Eukaryota; Metazoa; Chordata; Mammalia; Rodentia; Cricetidae.